This is a messenger RNA of Branchiostoma floridae (Florida lancelet), 2109 nucleotides long. Its product is annotated as E3 ubiquitin-protein ligase TRIM56-like. The transcript is spliced from 5 exons. Bases 25 to 2109 code for a protein of 694 amino acids. The record is from RefSeq and is a predicted model, not a curated record. Gene Ontology annotation, molecular function: zinc ion binding. Lineage: Eukaryota; Metazoa; Chordata; Leptocardii; Amphioxiformes; Branchiostomatidae.
GACGUGAUUCUGGUGAACGUCAGCAUGGCGACCGGUGGAACCUCAGCUCUCCUCAGCCAAAUUUCGGACGACUUCCUGGAGUGUCAGGUCUGCCUGGAGUCCUACCGCCGGCCCAAGGUGCUGUCCUGCCUCCACACGUUCUGCCAGGAGUGUCUGGAACAGCUGCACAAGCGGCAGGGCGACGCGCAACACCUGGAGUGUCCAACAUGUCGGACCAAGACGGAACUUCCGGGUUCUGGAGUCGGUACGCUGAAGGACAACUUCUUUGUCGAAAGUCUUGCGGAUGCGGUCAAGCUCCACAAGACGGUGAAAGAGACGGAGGGGGAGAGCUCGAGAGUGGUAUGCGGUCUGUGUGAGUCCGGACAACUGGCAAAAUCGUACUGUGUGGACUGUAGGAAGUUUAUGUGUGAGGGUUGCAUCAUGGUGCAUGGGCGGAUAGCGUCACUGAAAUCGCAUCAGCUCGUCACCAUGGACGAGGUUCGUUCAGGAGAAGGGCUUAGAGCCAAGCCUCGCACCCAGCCGUGCAAGCUACACGCAGACGAGGUCCUAAAGUUCUACUGUGAGACCUGCAAAGAGGCUGUGUGUCGAGACUGCAUCAUGGUAGAGCACAAGGAUCACUCUUACACCCAUCUUGUCAAAGCAGCCGGUGGUGUAAAGGAAGAGCUGGCUGCAAUUCUUGAAGAGGCCGACAAGAGCCUGACCGAGCUCAAAGGUAAGCAACAAGAAAUCGUGAGUAAGAAAUCCGUCCUGAAAGACACUGUGAAACAGGUCGAAGACAGCAUAAACAAAGCUGCAGAACAGGCCCGAAAGCGUCUGUUAGAUCAGGUAAAUGCGGAGCAAAAGGAGCUGUUGCAACAAGUUCAGAAGAUUGAGAAGAAAACUGAGAAAGACUUUUACACCGUCGAAGACACCGUUGAGACAGCGAUUGUCGGCCUGGUCAGCACCACUGAUUUCGGACGCAACGUCAUCGCUCAUGGUACUGACUUGGAGAUCAUCAGUGUGAAGAAAGAAGUCCAGUCCCGACUUCAGAGUCUGCUGCAGGUGUCUCCAGACGAGAUGGGUGUGCCCGAAGGAGAGCCGUGGGUUCGCUUCGUAGCCAGCGGUGCUAAAACAGAUGACCUUGCUCUGAUCGGUGAAGUACCUGAGGAUUUCAGAGCGAAGUUUACCACUUUGGGAACAACCGGUCGCCUCGGACCAACUGACCUGGGACAACAUAACAGCAGACAGGACCAGGAUGGAGUGGUGACACCGCAGGAUGGGAUCCACCGUACCGAUUUCAGAGCAACGUUCACCACUUUGGGCACAACCGGUCGCCUCGGUCCGACUGACCUGGGACAACACUACAGCGGACAGGACCAUGAGGGACUGGUGACACUGCAGAACGGGAUCCAGCACUUCACAGUCAAAUACACUGGCAUUUAUGAGAUAGAAGCAGCAGGUGCUGCUGCCGGAUGGGGGAAGUACAUACCCAAGUCAACACGUGGAAGAGGUGCUCUCAUGAGAGGGACUUUUCAACUAAAUAAGGGUGAGGUGCUGAAGAUCCUAGUCGGACAGGAGGGCGUGCAGGAUGUGCGGGGAAGAGGAGUGGGCGGCGGCGGCGGGACGUUUGUCACCCGGGAGGACAACACUCCAAUCAUCAUCGCAGGCGGCGGGGGCGGUGGGAGCGGUCUGUCUGAAAGAAAGGCUACCAGUGACGGCAGCAAUGAAACAUCAGGCAAUCCAAGCUCUGGGGGGAAGGCCGGGGGGAAGGAUGGGGCCGGGGCAGUACAGGGGGGUUCGGGUAAUUUGGGAGGGGGUGGGGGAGGUUUGCUGACAGAUGGAGGUGCUUAUGAGGGUGGGAGGGCGUUUGUGAAUGGAGGUGUAGGUGGGAGAGGGUCGUUAAUCAACGCAGACGGAGGUUUUGGUGGCGGAGGGGGAGGGUUUGGAGGGAUGUUUUUUAGAGGAGGAGGAGGAGGAGGGGGUGGAGGCUAUUCUGGAGGGGGGAGAGGGGACGAUGAGCACAACCAAUGUGGAGGUGGAGGCGGUUCCUUCAAUAUGGGCGGGGAACCCUCUGGGGAGAGUGGUGCCAAUGACGGUUCUGGUUAUGUUGUAAUGACAUUGGCUGGUUAG